UAUGUUAAUAUUAUAAAUAAAUUUUAAAAAAUAAAAAUAAAAUUAUUUUAUGAGUUUUUAUUUGAAAAGUAACUAGUAUUAAAUUAAAAAAAUUUCAAAUUGUUUUUAAAAAUACUGACAGUGCCUUAAUUUCCUGCUUUCUACCUCUUUACCUCCCAAACAAAACCACCGUGACCCUUCUCUCUCGCUCUCAGACAAACACAGAAUCAUCUCUUUAAAUUGAAAGUGCAAAACUUAUUUCCCUUUACGUUACAUGCACUUAAAAUCUCCUUUCUUGAUUUUAACGACUCCAAAAUCUAGUCCUUAUUUUGUUGGUAUGGUUCACUCCUGACUGCUUAAACUCGAAUUAACUGCUACUCUUGCAUUCCUGAAAGAACAAUAAAACUAUGGUUCUUUAUGAUUCUUUGUUGUUUUGGAGCUGUAUUACUACGUGUUUAAUUAGAACUGGGGUUACAGGUUGUGGGUUCAUGUGAUUCUAGUAGAAACUUUUUUUGUUUUUGGGUUUUUGUGGGGUUCUUAGGUUAUAUGAAUGUUGAGGGUUGGUGAAUCGAAGAUUUGGAGUUUUUUUUUUUCCUUUUUUUUAAAAAAAAUUUGGAGGUUUUAAAUUUAUCUUUUGGAAGAUUUGAUGGAAACCCAGUUUGUUUAAUUGUGGUUUUGUGGCGCUGGUUUAGUAGUUUUUUUGGGGGGAUUUUUUUUAUCUGUUUUGGUUAUGAAUUUUGAUAAGCAGCAAUAGAACUCGAGAAAAGGGCAACAAGGGGAUGGUAGUUUUGACUCGAGAAAGAGAGAAAAGAAUGUUGUGAGGAGUUAAGACUUUUUUGAUGCACCUCAAUGGAGUUUGUAGGUUAAGAUCUGCUGCUCUUGUUUGAGAUUUCAAGGGCAAAGAUAUUGAAUUGUGACCUUUUUUUAAGAAUGUGAUAAUUGCAUUGCUAUUUGAGGCAGUCAUUUUAAAAUGCAGAUAUAAAGGAUAUUAUUGGUCAGUUGAUCGAUGGUAUUUAAGUUCCCAAGUUUGCAUAUUCGAAAAAUGUCGGGAUUAAAUUAAAAUGGUAUUGAGGUUGUUCUUUAGGUUUAAUUACACGUGCCUGCUUUCAUGUUCUUGGAAGUACUGUUGCUGUAUUAGUUUAAUUUGUUAAUGCUUCAAUUAACGAAUGCAGCAUAAAGCUGUUGGUUACUGCAUUUUACAUGCUCACAUGAGUUUGUUUUAUAUAUAUAUCUGUUUGCAACAUUUGGGUAUCUGUUUUAAAUUCCAAGGAAUCUCAGGAUUGGAAUUUCAUGCCUUUAUUGUCUUCUGAGCAGUAUUCAUUUUUAAUUACACAUGUUUGUGUCUCCUAUUACAGAUAAUGGUUUCGUGCAUUGCUUUAUUUGUUUUUGUAUCAGUCAAGUAACAAUGUGUUUGGUUUCUGAAAACACAUGAGAUGGCUGGAAACUUGAUUUGAAACAAUGUUUUUCCUAACAAUGAUUUGAUUACUUCUAUAGUUGUAACUUCAUUUGUGGUACUUUUUGUUUACCUUUCAAAGAAUCUCUUAAUUAUGAUGUCAGUUGCCUCCAAGUUACAUUUUUUACCUCUUAUCUAAUGGUGUAGAUCUUUGGUUCUUCCGUCAAGAGGUGAGUUGUUUUGAGCAAAUACGAUGAAUUUCCCAAUAAUGUAAUACCAGUAAAGUGAAGCUUAGAAUGUCAUUCACCGAUGCACCGCUGCCAAUUCCACAUGUGCCCUAAAGAAAGACAGCAAGGCAAAACCAUUGGAUGAUAACUAUCUUGCCAUUCCAUGGAUAUCACACACAGAUGCUCUCCUUGCCUUUAAUUUCCUACUUAGAUGGGCUAUAUUCCGUGAGCAUGUAGAGGCGAUCUUCCAUGAUCUGAAUUUGUUGUCUGACGCACACUGCAUCCAUAAAUGGCCAAUAACCCUCAAUUCUCUGGAAUACAGCCUCUUCAGCCUCCUCUGGUGGGCCCAAUGGAUCCUCCUCGAAAUUUGUUUCCACCACCACCGAUGCCUGUUCAAUUCCGACCCAUUGUUCCAGUGCAGCCACAACAAUUCAUUCCUGUGAGUUCUCCACACUUUCAGCCUGUUGGCCGGGGUGUCACUGUGAUGAAUGCGGGAUUGCCUCCUCAACCCCCACAACCUCAAUUUCCUCAUCCAAUGCAGCAGUUACCAGCUAUACCUAACCAGCCAAGCCAUGGUCCUCCUCCACCACCACCACCACAGGCAAUUCUAUUGCCAAAUGCUCAGCCAAACAGGCAUGUCAUGUCUGGAUCUCCACUGCCUCCACAUAGUGUUCAAACUCCAAACAACUAUAUGCCUGGUUUAGGUGGCUUGGGAGUGCCUCUAUCUUCAUCGUAUACUUUUGCACCAUCUUCACAUGGUCAACCACCCGUAACCUUUAACGCUGUAUCUCAAUAUCAGCCUAUGCCUCAAAUGCAUGCACCGUCUAUUCCCUCUGGAGGACAGCCAGCAUUACCAUCCAUGAACCAGAACACUGCACUUGUUUUGCCUAUACAGCACAAUGGUGAACAGUCUUCAAUUACCGCUGCCAAUGUUCUGGCAACUGGUAUCCAACCUAGGCCGACUGAAGAAGCCUUGACAGAGUGGAAAGAACAUACAUCUGGUAAUGGAAGGAGGUUUUAUUACAACAAGAGGACAAAGCAAUCUAGUUGGGAGAAGCCUUUCGAGUUAAUGACACCAAUUGAGAGGGCAGAUGCAUCAACUGACUGGAAGGAAUUCACAAGUCCUGAUGGACGAAAAUAUUACUUCAACAAAGUUACAAAGCAGUCAAAAUGGGAAAUCCCAGAAGAAUUGAAGUUGGCCCGUGCACGAGUAGAAAAGCCAUCUAUCAUGGAAACACAAUCGGAAGUCUCUGCUAAUUCUCAUGCCCCUACUUCUGUUCUUCCAUCUAUGGGUAAGGCACCAUCUAGUGCCGAUGCUUUGUCUUCUACAGCUCAAGGGGCACCAUCAAGUCCAGUUCCUGUUAAACCUGUUGCUGUUGCUGGUAACUCGCAAUCUCAGUUAGCUUCUGAAUCAUCAGCCCUACGUGUUAUGCCCUCUUCCAUGACGACCAAUGCAGAUGAAGUUCAGACAACCGAGAGUCCUGUUGCUGGUGUUCCAAAAAAUGCUGAAAUCAAUGCUACAGCAGUUAACACAAUAACUGCACCAAUGAGCGACAGCUUUUCUGCUCAUGAUAAACCUAGUUCAGAAGAUGAUGCUCCUGCACAAGAUAAACAGGAAGCUGAAAAAGAUGUUGUCAUAGAUGAAAAGGUUAACAAUGUUACAUUGGAAGAGAAAUCAAUUAAUCAGGAUCCCUUACUUUAUGCUGAUAAGCUGGAGGCAAAAAAUGCAUUUAAAGCACUUUUGGAGUCUGCAAAUGUUGGGUCUGAGUGGACCUGGGACCAGGCCAUGAGAGUAAUAAUUAAUGAUAAAAGAUAUGGUGCAUUAAAAACACUUGGAGAGCGGAAGCAAGCAUUUAAUGAGUUCUUGGGUCAGAAGAGAAAACAGGAAGCUGAGGAAAGGAGGAUUAAACAGAAAAAAACACGGGAAGAAUUCAAGAAAAUGCUAGAAGGGUCCAAAGAGCUGACAGCAUCCAUGAGAUGGAGUAAAGUAGCGACUCUGUUUGAAAACGAUGAGCGGUUUAAAGCUGUUGAACGAGAAAGAGACCGUAGAGAUCUGAUUGAAACCUACUUGCAGGAACUUGAAGAAAAGGAACGAGCGAAGGCACAUGAGGAGCGCAAGAGGAACAUCAUGGAAUACAGGCAGUUUUUGGAAUCGUGCGAAUUUAUAAAGGCAAGCACCCAGUGGCGAAAAGUACAGGAUCGGUUAGAAGCUGAUGAAAGAUGUUCACGCCUUGAAAAAAUUGAUCGCUUAGAAAUUUUUCAGGAUUAUUUACAUGAUUUGGUGAAGGAAGAAGAGGAGCAAAGGAAGAUACAGAAGGAAGAACAAAGAAAGGCAGAGCGUAAAAAUCGUGACGAGUUCCGCAAGCUGCUUGAAGAACAUGUUGCUUCAGGAACUCUUACAGCCAAAACUAACUGGCGUGAUUAUCACCUAAAGGUUAAAGAUUUGCAUGCAUAUGUGGCUGUCGCUUCAAAUGCCUCAGGUUCAACUCCAAAAGAUUUGUUUGAAGAUGUCUCUGAGGAGCUACAGAAACAAUAUCAUGAGGACAAAACUUGGAUAAAAGAUGUUGUAAAGUUGAAAAAGGUUCCUUUGGCAUCAAACUGGACACUUCAGGAUAUGAAGGUUGCUAUUAUCGAGGAUGUUAACUCUCCACCUAUAUCAGAUGUGAACCUAAAGAUGGUAUUUGAUGAGUUGCUGGAAAGAGCAAGGGAAAAGGAGGAGAAAGAAGCCAAGAAGCGUAAACGUCUUGCAGAUGAUUUUCUCAAUCUACUACAGUCUAUCAAGGAUAUAACUGCAUCUUCAAAGUGGGAGAGCUUCAAGGAAAUCUUCGAAGGAAGCCAAGAGUACAGUUCCAUUGGUGAAGAAGCCUUCUGCAGGGAGAUGUUUGAGGAAUAUAUAUCCCAACUGAAAGAACAGGAGAAGGAGAAUGAGCGGAAACGAAAGGAGGAAAAGGCAAAAAAGGAAAAAGAGAGAGAGGAAAGAGAUUGGAGGAAAGCUAAGCAUAGAAGCGAAAAGGAGAGGGGACAUGAAAGAGACAAGGAGCACACAAGGAAGGAAGAAGCUGAUGUUGAAAUCUCUGAUACAACAGAAACUCAAGUUUGUAGUGAUAAGAAAAGAUCUGGGAGUGACAAUAGCAGCAGGAAACAGAGGAAGAGGCAUCAAAAUGCUGUGGAUGAUCUGGAUGAAAGUGAGAAGGAUCGGUCCAAGAGUUCCCAUAGACAUGGCAGCAAUGACCACAAAAAAUCAAGAAGGCAUGGUUCCACCCCUGAGUCAGACAGUGAAAGCAGGCACAAGAGACACAAGAGAGACCACCGUAAUGGUUCUCGUAGGGCUGGUGGUAAUGAGGAUCUCGAAGAUGGGGAAUUUGGUGCUGAGAAAAAGCAGGCCCAACAACCUCCUGUAAAUCUGCGAAACCAGCAAGGCUAUGCUUUUCAAUCAAUGAUUUAACUAGAAGCGAGACACUGUUCAUUGAAGCCACUCUAUUUCUCCAAACUGCCGGGGCUUUUCAAUUGUUUUCGAAACAGGUUCGUGUUUCUGAGCUUUAUGGCAGCUUGAAACUGGCUGGUUUUGACUAGUGCGAGUGAACUUAAGCAGCAACAACUUCAGGAUCUUCCUAGUCUGCUCAAUCCUUCUUUUGUUCAAAUCAUAACUGCGUGGUCCCUUUUGCUUCUUGUUCAACAUGAUCUUUCGUUCUGAAAGGUAAGCGUCUAGCACAAAAGGCUUCUGUUGCUCUUGGAGAUACUCCCAUAGCUGUUUUGAUGAAGAAGAAGCCAUUCAAGUCCUGCAGACUUGUGUGUUUGAUUUUGCAAGUGUGAUCAGAGAGAAGGGGUGAUGAGGUAUGAAGUGCAGCAGGCGUAUUUGUAGUUGGAACUGAAAAGGAGCAUGUAUGUCACAUUGAAGGAUAAAAAAAUAUAAAGAAAAGACGAUAAAAGGGUGUAGAUUUAAAUAUGUGGAAGACAGAAUUUUGACAUCUUUCUUCUUCUUCAUGCUCUGUUGUCUGAAAAUUUUGGCAUCAUCAAUCAAUUACAAGACUGCCUAGUUUUUACUUUUGGCUGUCCGCAAUCUGUGGCUAGAUUGCUUGGGACUAUAAUAAGAUACGCCUGCAGGAUGAUAUCUAAA
This is a messenger RNA of Populus trichocarpa (black cottonwood), 5716 nucleotides long. Its product is annotated as pre-mRNA-processing protein 40A. Lineage: Eukaryota; Viridiplantae; Streptophyta; Magnoliopsida; Malpighiales; Salicaceae. The record is from RefSeq and is a predicted model, not a curated record. Gene Ontology annotation, biological process: mRNA cis splicing, via spliceosome. Gene Ontology annotation, molecular function: protein binding; RNA binding. Gene Ontology annotation, cellular component: U1 snRNP; U2-type prespliceosome. Bases 1889 to 5044 code for a protein of 1051 amino acids. The transcript has 33 exons.